AUGAAAAAUAUUUUUAUCUUUUUACUUUUUUGUUGUUUAAUAUGUUCAUUUGUUUUUGGAGAAUUGGAAGCAGAUGAUAACAACAAGAAGCCAACACCUAAAUACUACUUUUUGAAAUCAACUGGAAUAGUUUGUGUAAAAGCUCCAUGUCCAUCAUGGGAAGUUACUCCAACUGAGGGUGGUGCAUCUAUAACUGUUCACGAAUUAAAGUUUGCCAAGAAUAUCAAUGAAUCCGUUGUUUUCGAAGGUAAGUUUGCUGUGGAUGUUAUUCAUCGUGGUAUUCUUGUUAAUGGUAUUGUCGACAAGGAAAAGAGUGUAAGAUUUGAAGUCGAUAACUCCUAUCGUGUCUUGCCACUCAAUCCACAAGAUCAAUCGACAAGAUCUGGUCGUUACUAUCACGUCGAUAGAAUCAUGGCCAAGUGCAAGAAGGAACCAUGUCCAAAUUUCUCUGCCACGGAGCUCAACACCGGAAAGCAACAGCUUGCCAACAAACUGAUGGAACCAUAUUCUAACUAUCUCGGUGUCGACCAAGCUUGGUUGAACAGCAAGAUCCUCACUCAGGAACCGGUGAAAGCAAUCGUUCAGGCAAACAUCUUUGAAGGUACCAUCAUUGGAAAAGCUAUCUAUGUUAACAUUGUCGAUCCAAGUAUCAGUUGCCCACCACUUCCAAUCGUCGACUGCAUUCAAAACUAUGUACCUGUAUUUAAAAGAGAUUCCGAUCGUUGCUUACACACUGACGGUUGUGUUAAACCAGGCUUCUGUACUCUCUCUAUACCAGUUUGCCAAGAUGGUUACAGGCUAACUCAAUUUAGAUCUAAACCAAAUGCAUGUCCAUCAUACCACUGUGACGCAUGGUUCUUAUCAACACCAAAACAAUUCUAA
Heterostelium album PN500 is the source of this 882-nucleotide messenger RNA. RefSeq lists its product as uncharacterized. Bases 1 to 882 code for a protein of 293 amino acids. Lineage: Eukaryota; Evosea; Eumycetozoa; Acytosteliales; Acytosteliaceae. The transcript has 2 exons. The record is from RefSeq and is a predicted model, not a curated record.